Molecule: messenger RNA, 3181 nt
Organism: Brassica rapa (field mustard)
Lineage: Eukaryota; Viridiplantae; Streptophyta; Magnoliopsida; Brassicales; Brassicaceae
Product: F-box/LRR-repeat protein 7
Biological process (GO): SCF-dependent proteasomal ubiquitin-dependent protein catabolic process
Cellular component (GO): SCF ubiquitin ligase complex
Source: RefSeq, a predicted model, not a curated record
AUCUGCAAAUAUGAAAAAGCUAUGACCAUCUGCCUAAUUACGGACCACUUUUUGUAUAUACACCUAGCCCAUAAUAAAUCUAUCAAAGAAAUUGGGAGGGUAAUGGUGUACAUUUAAAAAGUAUUGAAUCACUUUCUUUAGUUGUGAAAGCUUAUAAAAGUUUCUGGAAUUUUUUUCACACGCGCCUUACAUGCAUAUAAACACACGCGCUUAUCCCGUUAUUAAGAAAGGUCGCUUUAUCUUUCUUUUACGCCAUUUUCAUGUUUUCUUUAACUCAACCCUCAAAAUCACCUACACCUUACUUGACGUUCCUCACCUAAUUUUAUAAAACUGAAUAAAAUAAGUUAUUUGUUCCAGAAGUUAUGAUUUUUUUUUUUUUUGAAAAAUUGAAGUUAUGAUUUUUCCAUAAGCAAAAAAGCUUUACUCUUGUCUUGUCAGGUUAAUUAAGUAGAUCUUAUAUAUUUCAGAAGUUAUAAUUUUGCCAUAAGCAAAAAAGUUAAUUCUUGAUAGAUUGAUGAAAUAGAUCUUUGGAAAAUAUUUGUGAACCGAAGAAAAAACUAAACUGAAACCAACCUAAAUUUGGAAAUUAAAAAAAAAUCAGAUUUGGCAUAAAUAUUCAAGUGAAUUCGAAGUUAGUAAUUUAGUAUAUAUAAAAAUUUGUAUUGAGAUUGGAAAACGAUAAUUGGAUAGAUAUCAAAAACUAAUAGGAAUAUAAGUACAUAUCAAAAUAUUAUUUAUAAUAAUUGAAUACUCAAAUUUAUAAAUUUAAAUACAUUAGUUAUUUUUGAAUAAUUAUGAUAAAUUUAUGUACUUUAAAUAGUCUAUGAAAUAUCUGAAUCAAAAUAUGUAUAUGGUUACUUUUUUUUACCAACAAGAACUAUAAAAAAUAUGCAGUUACUUUCAAAUAGAAAUACUCAGUUCAGCCCAUUUUUAAUUUUUGAAAUUUCCCCUAAAUUUGGUUAGGAAUACAAAAUAUUUGAACCAUAUGUAUGUGGUAACAUUCUAAUAAAAACAACCGACUUUAACUGUAUCUGAUUCUGACGGAUAUCAACCAAAACCGAACUUAGUCCAAAAACAAAUACGCAAAUAGAUUAUUCCGACGCCAUGGCUUAUAAUGAGCGUUAGAUUCCCCAAGUCUUUGAAACUACUGUAAGUUUAUAACGUCAUGAGAAGUAUAACAUUCGGUUCUCUAGAAUAGAAAACUUUACGUUUAUAAACUUUUUUAUUAAUUAACCAGAUUUAAAUUUUAAAUUUAAAUUGAUGGUAUAAAAAGAAAGCAUUUCAUACACAAAUACAACUCAAUUUUAUCAACAUUCUUUUGUGUCUCUUGCGUGACCGAAGAAUCAACAACACAAGUGUCUGACAAGACCAAAGCCACGACACGAAAGAGGAACACAUAAACGUCCAUACCUCAAACAAAACUCUUCUUCUCUUCUUCUUCUCUUCUUCUUCGAUUUCUAAAUUCAAAAAGUCAAAACUCUAACAAAAAUGGAGGAAAUACUAUUCGAUGAGAUUCUCCACGAGAUAUUUACGAGAUUGCCAUCAUCGUCUUCUUCGUUACCUACUUUCGAAUCAGUUCCUCUGGUCUCCAAGCGAUGGCUUCGUCUCUACAGAGCCUCGAAGACUUCCAUGUCCUUACGAGUCAACCCUCACGACAGCUCGGUAAUUACCUUUUUACCCUCCAUCCUCCAUAACCAUCCUUCUCUCUCUUCCCUCUGCUUCGUCUCCGACCGCAAAACUCCGAUCCUAUUCCCCUCUGCUGCGGAAUCUAACUUCAACGAUCAUCUCAUCUCGAUCGUCUCUUCUUGCUGCUUUAACCUUCGAAAGCUCUGUUUCUUGGUCAAUCCACUUUCUCCGUCUUCCUUGCUUCAUCUCUCUACUUCCUCCUUGUCUCUCACUUCUCUCUCUCUAAAACUGUUGGGACCCGUUUCGUUCCACUGGGUUGGUUCGUUUCCUUCCCUCAAGGACUUAUCAGUCGACGUCUGCUCGAGAAACUCUUCAGAUUCCUUAACCGGGUCAAACCCGAACCCGGAAGUUGUCGAAUUGGGUUUGGAGUCGGUUUCCUUAACCGGAAUCCAGUCAGACGAUACCGGAGUCACCUGGUUGUGGAGGAGAUGCAGAAAGCUAAAGAAACUGUGUCUGAAAUCAUGUGGAACCAUCGGAGAAACAGAGCUCUUCGCUUUGUGUCUGAAGAAUGUCGAAGAGAUUGAGCUUAGGACGUGUAGGAGUAUUGCUGACGUGGUCCUGCUGAAAGUUUCAGAGAUUUGUGAAUCUCUUAAUUCUCUGUUGAUCUACGACGGUGGUAACAAAGACGGUUUGGUUCAUUUCAUGAACAAUUCUAGAUGCAGUGAUACUUUGAAGACGUUAGAUUUGCGUCUACCUAUGGAUUUGAUGGACGAGCAUCUCGUCUCCCUCGCCGCGAAUUUCAAAUCUUUAUCUACUCUUAGGCUUACGAGCUGUUACUUUGUGACGGGUCACGGUCUAAAGGUCUUAGCUUUAAGCUUUAGCUCGAGUCUUGAAGAGCUUUCUUUGCGUAGCUGCGACGCGGUUGAGAGAGAACCGGGUUUGUUGGCGACGUUAGGACAGCAUUUGGGGAGAUUAAGGAAACUGGAGUUGUCUUUUAACGAGUGGUUAUACGACAAGGAAGUCGUUUCGAUGUUAGCUUCUUGCAGUGGUUUGGUUGAGUUGGAUUUGAGAGGAUGCAAGAACUUGACAGGUUCAGUGUUUGUUUCUCUGAACAAAAGCUGUGUGAAGUUGAGGAGUUUAGACAUUGCAAGCUGUCGAUUGAUUCAGGCUGGUGAAGUGGAGGCUUUUGUUAUGAAGUCACAACGGUUGAAGAAGAUUGUAGUUGAAGAGAACAAGAUUACAGAGGCUGCCAUGAAAUGGGCUUCGAGUAAGUUAAUUGACGUUGUUGCUCUUGAUUCAGAUGUUCCUUGGUAGUUACUUGGGUUGGUGUUUGAACAAGAAAAGUAACAUAUGCCACACACAACAAAACUGUCUAUGUGAUGUGUAUAUAAGGCGUAAGUGUAUAUUACAUGAAUAAAGUGGAAACCAGUGAUAUGUUUUUCUUUUUCCAAAAAGAUUAGGGGUCUGGAUGUACAUUUUGUGUAAAUUAUUGUGUUGAAAAUUUGUAAACUGGUAUGGAUUCUGGAAAGGCAGAAGGAAAAGAUCUUGCAAACAA